AUGCAGUGCUUCAAGGCGCACGGCAUGCAGCAGCAGCAGCAGCAGCAGCAGCAGCCGUCAGCGUCCUCUGCGCAGCCUGCGGCAUCUGAGUACCGCCCCGAGACGCCGCUGACGUCUUGGGACAAGAUCAGUGCUGAGGACAUUGACUCAUGGGACGAGCAGACCGGUCCCGCCACGCCCCUGCUGGACACGGUUGAGUACCCGGUGCACAUCAAGAACUUCAACAGCCAGCAGCUCAAGCAGCUGUGCAAGGAGCUGCGCUCUGACGUGGUGCACACGGUCAGCCAGACGGGCGGGCACCUGAGCAGCAGCCUGGGCGUGGUGGAGCUGACGGUGGCGAUGCACUACGUGUUCAACGCGCCCGACGACAAGAUCAUCUUUGACGUCGGCCACCAGUGCUACAUCCACAAGAUGCUGACCGGCCGCCGCAAGCAGAUGCGCACCAUCCGCCAGACCAACGGCCUCUCAGGCUUCACCAAGCGCGCCGAGAGCGAGUACGACCCCUUUGGCGCGGGCCACAGCAGCACCAGCAUCAGCGCGGGCCUGGGCAUGGCCGUGGGCCGUGACAUGAAGGGCAAGCGCAACCACGUGCUGGCCGUCAUCGGCGACGGCGCCAUCACGGGCGGCAUGGCGUACGAGGCCAUGAACCACGCAGGCUUCCUGGACAAGAACAUGAUCAUCAUCCUCAACGACAACCAGCAGGUGUCGCUGCCCACGCAGUACAACGGGAAGAACCAGGACCCCGUGGGCGCGCUGUCGUCGGCGCUGGCGCGCCUGCAGGCCAACCGGCCGCUGCGCGAGCUGCGCGAGGUGGCCAAGGGCAUCAGCAAGCAGCUGCCGGCGCCGCUGCAGGUGGCCACCAGCAAGAUCGACGAGUAUGCGCGCGGCAUGAUCAGCGGUAGCGGGUCGACGCUGUUUGAGGAGCUGGGGCUGUACUACAUCGGCCCCGUGGACGGCCACAACGUGGACGACCUCGUCGCGGUGCUGUCAGAGGUCAAGGCCGCGGAGACGGUGCGGUUUUGA
Monoraphidium neglectum is the source of this 1023-nucleotide messenger RNA. RefSeq names its product 1-deoxy-D-xylulose-5-phosphate synthase. Gene Ontology annotation, biological process: terpenoid biosynthetic process. The record is from RefSeq and is a predicted model, not a curated record. Bases 1 to 1023 code for a protein of 340 amino acids. Gene Ontology annotation, molecular function: 1-deoxy-D-xylulose-5-phosphate synthase activity. The transcript has 3 exons. Lineage: Eukaryota; Viridiplantae; Chlorophyta; Chlorophyceae; Sphaeropleales; Selenastraceae.